GUUAUUUUGCAAGCGGGAGGGGCCGUGCGCGCUCUUGCCUUAGGCCUCUGUCCCCCACCCCCUUCGCCGGUACCGGUCUCUUCUUCGGAAAGAUGUCGGACACAGCAGUGGCUGACACUCGGCGCCUUAACUCGAAGCCUCAGGACCUGACCGACGCUUAUGGGCCACCAAGUAACUUCCUGGAGAUAGACAUCUUUAAUCCACAGACGGUGGGCGUGGGCCGCGCGCGCUUCACUACCUAUGAGGUUCGCAUGCGGACAAACCUGCCUAUCUUCAAGCUGAAAGAAUCCUGUGUACGGAGACGCUACAGUGACUUUGAGUGGCUGAAAAAUGAGCUGGAGCGAGAUAGUAAGAUUGUAGUACCACCACUGCCUGGGAAGGCCUUGAAGCGGCAGCUCCCUUUCCGAGGAGAUGAAGGGAUCUUUGAGGAAUCUUUCAUUGAAGAAAGGCGGCAAGGCCUUGAACAAUUUAUUAACAAAAUCGCUGGGCACCCACUGGCUCAGAAUGAACGCUGUCUACACAUGUUCCUGCAGGAGGAGGCAAUUGAUAGGAACUACGUCCCUGGGAAGGUGCGCCAAUAGGAGUCCCUCUCACCACUUGCCUUCUACUUUUCCUGCUGAAAUGACAUUGGUUUUUACACUAAGUCUCUCUCUCUCUCUUUGAUCUGAAGUUGGCUGCCCAUCCCCUGGCCUGAUAGACUGUCUUGCAUUGUGCCCCUUGGUACCAGACUAUACUGUGUGGGCACUCUGCUAGUAUCUCUUCUCUGAAGAGAGGUGGGAAACCACAGGCAGAUGCUCUUUGCUUGGGGUUGGGGUGGGAGAGGGAUUGGCCUGGAAGGCAAUUUCUUGGGCAUUUUACCCAUGCCAGAAGGCUAAUCUUGGGGGGAGGGGGGCUUGUGCUAUGAGGCACUGGGAUAUAUUACUGAUGCUGCAAGUCUAGGGGCUUUUUCUUAUUCUUAGGUUUAACCAGGAACACUGAAUAGGGGAGAAUCCCUACUUUUCCUACCUGCAUGAAAAUUUGGUGGAGACCUAAAACUUCUUAUUUUUUUCUAGGCCUGCUCCCAGUUUUCUCAGCAUUUUUUUUUUUCUCUUCCUUAUUGCUUUUCAUGGCAGUAAUCCUCCUAGAAUUUAAUCAGUCUGAUAUGUGGAGCAGAGUGUAUGGGUUUUCUGGGCCAAUCAUGGUUACUGCAAAGUCAAGAAAGCCAUAGGGUAGUAUAGUAGGGUGCUCCUAUUGCCUAGCCCCUCUCCCUUUUUUGGCUCCCUGUUCUGGCUGUUUGUAUUUUGCUCACUCGCUAAUGAGUCUGUAUGGGCCAGGAGUUCUCCCCCUCUUCAAGCCCUUGUUACUUUAUGGGUUAGCUUUAUGGGUUUUGAGGGAUUAGAGCAACUUAUCACUGCCAGGUGACUUCCUGAAUGGUGGGAGGGGGGUCAUGUUUUAGGUUCCUCUUGGUGGUAAGGAAGAGCAACAUCAUUUUCCUCCUUCCAUUCCUCCUUUUCCCAUUUCAUUUACUGCUGCCCCAAGGGCAGAAACACAUACAUACCACAGUUUCUGAUUUCUCCUAAGCACUUUGAGCUGUUGAAUGGGGCUCAGGGGUGAGAGUAGUCUGCUGCCUUCCCCAGCAUGGUCACAGGGUUAUUGAACUGCCUGCACUUGUUUCCAAUGGAACUUCAGUGUUGUCCCCAGAAAUUGAAAUGGGGCUAGCAGCUAGGUGUAGAUUUCCCAAACCUUAGAGGCUAAAGCAGCUUCUUGAGGCUGACAACUAUUGUAGGCUAUUGAUCGGGAGGUGGUGGGUUGUUUGCUGGGACCUGCUGUCUGUCCAAGAAAUGGGAUGAGAGCAAGUUAACUCUGGUGCCCAGUGAAAGUUGGGACUUGUACCUUAGACUCCUAUCAUGGAAGGAUUUGUGUUUUUUUUGUUUUUUUUUUUUUUUCUGUAGGUCCUUGGGGAAAAGGAUUGCUGAUUCUGGUGUGACCCUAGUCAGAGAGAUCAGGAUUAGAUUUUGACAUGGGACUUGGAGCCCAUCUCAGUGUUGAAGAUCUUUGAGAUAGAUUAACUGUUCAGCUGCUGAGCCUAUGCUGGGAGCUGAGUAGCCCCUUUCCCACCUCACCAGUAUCAGUGUCCUUGCUGCCUUUUGAUCUGUUACAGAUUUUUUUUGUAAGAUUUCUUCUUUCAUUGUCCACAAGUGCUGAGACUCUGAGGCCCCACUUCUGCUAUGUAUAUAUCCUGACUUGGGGCUUUAAUUCAGCAAAUUGUUCAUUCUUCUGUCAGACAAUGUCAUAUUCAAUUCUGUUCAUAUUAAACCACUGUGAAGCAAGCCUC
Molecule: messenger RNA, 2314 nt
Organism: Psammomys obesus (fat sand rat)
Lineage: Eukaryota; Metazoa; Chordata; Mammalia; Rodentia; Muridae
Gene: Snx12
Product: sorting nexin 12
Exons: 4
Coding region: 93-581 (162 amino acids)
Biological process (GO): late endosome to Golgi transport; endocytic recycling
Cellular component (GO): retromer complex; early endosome membrane
Molecular function (GO): phosphatidylinositol-3-phosphate binding
Source: RefSeq, a predicted model, not a curated record